Molecule: messenger RNA, 2044 nt
Organism: Daphnia pulicaria
Lineage: Eukaryota; Metazoa; Arthropoda; Branchiopoda; Diplostraca; Daphniidae
Exons: 5
Coding region: 379-1554 (391 amino acids)
Source: RefSeq, a predicted model, not a curated record
UUUGUGUCAUCUGCACCAGUCGGAUGUGUACGCUCCAACUUCCAAAUUCCAAAUUUCAAUAAAAGUCCAAAUCGCUGUCUGUAAAUUCUAAACUAUAAUUACCAAAUUGUUAUUUGAGAACUGUUGCCAUGAAAUCAACAUAAUCGUUUUCAAUAGCAUUACCACGUGUCAACUGACUACGAAACCUGUGUGAAAGGUCCUAUUUCUUAUCAUCAAGGACGAAUAUUUGUUACCCUUGGUUAUGUAUAGCCGCAGGGAACGCUGAUUCAAUCAGUCUCGUUAUUGUUGCUCAAAUCGAACGACGCCCAUCUCCGAUGCUGUGAGACCUGCCUAGACUAGUCGUCGACUUAUGACUUGCAUCCAGUCACAAAGUGUUUCAUGAAGGCCUAUUCAGAUCGUCAGAUGGAGUCUGUACUUCCUGAAGCAAUGGUGGAACCAAAUUUCACUCGAGAGGAAGUCAAAUUCUCUUGUAUGCAAGCGGAAAAGUUGGAGGGCGUCAAUGCCGUUUGGCAAUAUUUGGACUCCUACCGCAUUAAUUUAAUUGAGAAAUCUGCCAAAUUUGAGUCUGAGAAGAAAUUGUUCGAGUCUCAUCGCAAAAAAGCUUUAGAGCAGAUUCACCUCGAUUUACAGUCACAGUUUCAAUGCAAAAUCGAAGAUUUUAUCAGAAAGCUGAACGAAGCUACACAUCUGUUGACAGCGAGGAAACAAAAAAUCGAUAAACAGUCGAAAUACAUCACCGAAUUGGAAGAUAAACUUAAAAGUUCCCAGUACAAUGUUACACUCCCAGUUACUGUACAAGAAAAAGCUUUAAACAAUCAAACUUUAUUCGAACUCGAACGUGAAAAUUCUUCGUUAAAAUCUGCCAUUGAAUUUUCAAAGAAGGACUUCGAGGAGCGACGUUUUUUGGAUAACCGCAUCACUGAACUUGAAACUAAUGUCAAUCAACUGACUGAAGAACGAGAUCAGUUACAAGAAAUGGUUCAACAGUUGUCUAAAGAAAAACAAGAAUCAGUAAUAGAUGACAUAUUCAAAUGCAAGACUUGUGAUGCCAUUGUGUCUGCUGAGCAACUGGAUCAGGAAGAAACAACACAACUUGUAAACCUUUCAUCAGAGUCAUCCGGUUGUCAUUCUGAGGUGGUAUCUAUUAGAUAUGAUGUGGAAGAUGUGGCAGUACUGAGUGAAUUGCACCCGUUGAGUGCAGAAGAAAGCAGGAACAUAUGGCUAAUUUUUCAUACUUCUACCUCUCAACACUUCGUUGCGUCCAGUAUCUACCUUAAAUUGAUUAACUCUUCAUGGAGAUCAGAACACACUCAAUCUUUACAGGCACUGACUGAGCUGCUGGAAGCGUGCGACACUAAUAUUCAGUACCUCCAAUCUAUUCAAUCCUGCUUGAAAACUUCGGACAGCAGCACUAAUGAUAAUGUUGUGACAUCUGUCAAACAAUUGUUACAGAAAUGGGUCCAGCUGAAUGUAAAAGUCUACCUUUUUCAACGCAACGUCGAGCAACAAGGUCCAAUCUGCCCGGAACAAUCUGCCACUUUUCCAAACAGCUGAGCCUACGAACAACUCUCACCACCGAAAUCACCGGCCAACAAAUCGGUCAUAUUUGUCGUCGUGUAGGACAUGCGAUGACGAGCUUCCACAGGAUGGCAACAGGAGAAAGAGAAAUAUAUGUUCCCGCUGAUAGGUGAAUUCGGAAUGGACCGGGUAAUCCCGGGACUACAAUUACCAGAGAAAGAGAGUUUGAAAGAAAAACAGUUGGAAGAAUUAAGGAAGCGAUAAAGAAGGAAGGAAUUUGCUAUUACUGGAUGGAGUUGAUAAAUUCGUGGUCCCGUCGAGCGCCAGUGUGUAGUAGUAGGUCUCUUUUGCGGUCACUUGCCGUGCGCUAACGCGUAAAAGGAGGAGAUUGGGCCGAGCAGAUGGCGUGUGUUGCUUAAUAUUUUAUUUUCUUAUUUUCUUCGCGGUUAAUGGACGACAUCUUGAUGUCGUUUCCUUUAUUUGUGUUGGCAGUUAUGCUGUCCAGUUUCUCUCCCUUUCUCUUCCU